CCAGGUCGGGUGCUUAGUCACCGUGAGGCAGCGUUUGCCCGGGGCUGGCGCCCCUUCCUUCCCAGGGGACCGCCCCGGGGCCGCCCCGCUCCGCGCACUUCCGCGUGCAUGGCCCUGCUGACCCGGGCCCCGAGCGCGAGCGCGUGGCCCAGCUGGCGGCGGGCGGCGCGCGCCUUCCUCGGCUUCCCGUUGCCCCAGCCUCUGCCCGCCCGCGUCCUCGCCAUGGCGUUAAGGCAGGAGUUGCAGCCGCAGGGCCUGUCGCCCGCCGACGGCGCCGUGGCGUCUUACGACUACCUGGUGAUCGGGGGCGGCUCCGGCGGGCUAGCCAGCGCGCGCCGGGCUGCGGAGUUGGGCGCCAGGGUCGCGGUGGUGGAGAGCCACAAGCUUGGCGGCACUUGCGUGAAUGUCGGAUGUGUACCCAAAAAGGUAAUGUGGAACACAGCUGUGCACUCCGAAUUCAUUCAUGAUCAUGUUGAUUAUGGCUUUCAAAGUUGUGAUAGUAAAUUCCAUUGGCGUGUUAUAAAGGAAAAACGGGAUGCCUAUGUGAGCCGCCUGAACACCAUCUAUCAGGAUAAUCUCACCAAGUCCCAUAUAGAAAUCAUCCAUGGCCAUGCAGCAUUCACAGGUGAUCCCAAGCCCACAGUAGAGGUCAGUGGGAAAAAAUACACUGCUCCUCACAUCUUGAUUGCAACAGGUGGCGUGCCCUCACGUCCUCAGGAGAGCCAGAUUCCGGGUGCCAGCCUAGGAAUAACCAGUGAUGGAUUUUUUCAACUGGAAGAAUUGCCUAGCCACAGUGUCAUCGUCGGCGCAGGUUACAUUGCAGUGGAGAUAGCGGGUAUCCUUUCGGCUCUGGGCUCGAAGACAUCACUCAUGAUACGGCAUGAUAAGGUACUUAGAAAUUUUGAUUCAAUAAUCAGUUCCAACUGCACUGAGGAGCUGGAGAAUGCUGGCAUCGAGGUCCUGAAGUACUCACAGGUCAAGGAAGUUAAAAAGACUUCCUCGGGCUUGGAACUCUGCAUGGUUACUUCAGUUCCUGGUAGGAAGCCCACCUUAACCACAAUUCCAGAUGUUGACUGCCUUCUCUGGGCCAUUGGGAGGGACCCAAAUUCCAGGACCCUGAAUUUAAACAAACUGGGGAUUCAAACUGACAACAAAGGUCAUAUCAUCGUGGAUGAAUUCCAGAAUACUAACGUGAAAGGCAUCUACGCAGUUGGGGAUGUGUGUGGAAAAGCUCUUCUUACUCCAGUUGCCAUAGCUGCUGGCCGAAAACUUGCCCAUAGACUUUUUGAAUGCAAAGAAGAUUCCAAAUUAGACUAUGACAACAUCCCUACGGUGGUCUUCAGUCACCCCCCUAUUGGGACAGUGGGACUCACCGAAGAUGAGGCCAUUUCUAAAUAUGGAAAAGAAAAUGUGAAGACCUAUUCAACGACCUUUACCCCAAUGUAUCAUGCAGUUACCAAAAGGAAAACGAAAUGUGUGAUGAAAAUGGUCUGUGCUAACAAAGACGAGAAGGUGGUUGGGAUCCACAUGCAAGGGAUUGGGUGUGAUGAAAUGCUGCAGGGUUUUGCUGUUGCAGUAAAAAUGGGAGCCACAAAAGCUGACUUUGACAACACGGUUGCCAUUCACCCUACCUCUUCGGAAGAACUGGUCACACUUCGUUGAGAACUCAGAGACUGUUAUGGCUGGCAGCUGGACCAGUAGCCCUUCUGAAAUGAACCAAAUAAUCACAUU
Molecule: messenger RNA, 1731 nt
Organism: Rhinolophus ferrumequinum (greater horseshoe bat)
Lineage: Eukaryota; Metazoa; Chordata; Mammalia; Chiroptera; Rhinolophidae
Gene: GSR
Product: glutathione-disulfide reductase
Exons: 13
Coding region: 109-1662 (517 amino acids)
Biological process (GO): cell redox homeostasis; cellular response to oxidative stress; glutathione metabolic process
Cellular component (GO): mitochondrion; cytosol
Molecular function (GO): flavin adenine dinucleotide binding; NADP binding; glutathione-disulfide reductase (NADPH) activity
Source: RefSeq, a predicted model, not a curated record